Ipomoea nil (Japanese morning glory) is the source of this 739-nucleotide messenger RNA. RefSeq names its product 40S ribosomal protein S24-1. The transcript has 5 exons. Gene Ontology annotation, biological process: translation. Gene Ontology annotation, cellular component: ribosome. The record is from RefSeq and is a predicted model, not a curated record. Gene Ontology annotation, molecular function: structural constituent of ribosome. Lineage: Eukaryota; Viridiplantae; Streptophyta; Magnoliopsida; Solanales; Convolvulaceae. The coding region runs from base 95 to 508 and encodes 137 amino acids.
AUAUAAUGAUCUAGGGUUUUGUACUAAACCUCUUUCUCGCGGGGACUGCACAUUACGAUUGAAUUUCGUUUUCUGCAGUUCUCUUUUUCAAGCCAUGGCGGACAAGGCAGUCACCAUACGCACGCGCAAGUUCAUGACCAACAGACUCCUCUCCCGAAAGCAGUUUGUUAUUGAUGUUCUUCAUCCUGGAAGGGCUAAUGUCUCCAAGGCUGAGUUGAAGGAGAAGCUAGCUAGAAUGUAUGAAGUGAAGGACCCCAAUUCCAUAUUUGUUUUCAAGUUCCGGACUCAUUUUGGUGGCGGCAAAUCCACUGGAUUUGGUUUGAUAUAUGACUCAGUUGAAAAUGCAAAGAAGUUUGAGCCUAAGUACAGACUCAUCAGGAAUGGUCUUGACACGAAGGUUGAGAAGUCAAGGAAACAAAUGAAGGAACGUAAAAACAGGACCAAGAAGAUCCGUGGUGUGAAGAAGACUAAGGCUGGAGAUGCUGCCAAGGGAGGCAAAAAGAAAUGAGGUUCAGGGUAGCACAAUAUCUGGUUCUCCUUAUCCUUUUUUUGGCCCGUUUUGCUUUAGUGCAAAGUGAGUCACAAUUUAACAGUGUUACCUGAAUUUUGACAGUUCUAGUCUAGUUUUGUAAUUUGUGUUUCUUUAGGGAACAUCUUUAUUAAGCUUCCAGGGAUGCUCAUUUGGUAAAAUCUGUUAAAACUGAGCCUACACAUUUUCUAUGGCUGCUGGAUUAGUCUU